UUGUAACCGAAACACUGGGACGCGAGGGACACUCCGAGACAUCACGACAUGAUUUGAUCCAGUAAAUUGUUCGAGUGAUUUAUUCCGGGGUUAUUGAUAUUUUCGGUGAUUGUUGGGGUUAUUUGUGAAGGGGGAGGUGGAGUCGGGGGUAAAUAUGCAGCCGUGGACUGGAGCCAUCGUCGAAUGGGUGAACUGUCUGGGAGUCCACCCCUCCCCCAUAAAAGACGUCCGAGACCUGGAGAACAAGAGCAUCUACCUAAAAAUAAUAAGUCAGCUGAAUGAUGGAGCCUCCGAACCCCCAGAGCAGAUCUCAGAAUUCCUCUCCAAGGAGUAUCCUGAGUUCGUCCUGCAGCACCCCUCCAACGACAUCAUCCCAAACGACGUCUACAUCGCCUCUCUGCUGCUCCUCACGACCUCCCAGAAAAUCUCGUUCCACCGUCCCAUGUGCCAUCUUCGCAACGACACCCAGAUCCUCAUAAAAAGGUUCCUAGAAGUCCUCCUGCCGUACGGUAAGAGCAUAACCCGAGAGAUCGUGACGAGUACGAUCUCAGAACUGAGUGAUGCCACCCCGCGAACCCCUCCGGUCACUCCGAAGGACCGUCCCCUCAGGAAAUUCUUCACGUCCCCAGCUGCACAGUCAGCCCAUCGGCACAGAAUCCUGAAUGAAAAGACACGAGAGCUUCGCCUGCUGAAAGCAGAACUGGAGACCGAGAGGUACGAGAAGGUUGAUCUGCAGGAGGACGUCAGGAUCAGGGAGGAGAGGAUCCAGACACUCCAGAAGAAGCUCAACGAGAAGGAUGUGGAGUUGAAGGCUCUCAAGGCCGACAAGUGCAGACCUCACACACCUCAGUCUGCACGGAAGAACAAGAGGUUCGAGGACGUGGAGCAGAUGCUGAAGAAGGAGAUUCAGCACUUGGAGAGCUUUAAUUCGAAUUUGCAGAGCCAGCUGGAUGGCGUGGAGAGUGAGAAGGAGGAGUUGAUGAGGAAAUUGACCUCCAAGGAACGCCUGAGUCAGGGAUUGAAGGAGAAGGUGGAGACCUACGAGAGAAACCUGGAAGCCCUGAGUAUCCAACUGAACCAGAAAUCCUCUGAACUCCUGGACCUCCGCCUCCAAAACGAGGAAUUAAGGUCCCACAUCAAGGACAUGCAGAGGUGUUCCCUGGACGCUGACCAGAGUUUCGAAGUUGAUUCAGUAUCAAUGUCCCGUUCACCCACCCCAGGAUUGAACACCAGUGAAGCCCUCAGUUCGAUCGUGGAUAUUCAGCUGCAAGAGGCCAGAGAAGAGUCCUCCAAGCUGAAAUCCGAGCUGGCUAGUCUGCACCUGCGGCUGAACGAGGCUCUCCAAAGCUGCGAUGAGUUCAAACGACUCAAUGGAGAGCUGACCCUCAAAGCUGACGACUUGACUGUCGUCAAGGAAAAGUUGAAAAAAACUGACGAGGAAUUAACGAUCAUGAAGAGUAAAAUGAAGACUCUUGAGGAGGAGAAAAUUCAUUUCGAGAGGGACGUGGAGACCCUCCAGGAGGUCCUGGCCUCCAAGGAAGUGAUCCUGAAGGAAACAACGGACAAUUGCAGAUCAUUAAACACAAAAAUCGAGGAGCAACUCGAAAUAAUAACGAGAAUAAACGAAAACAUUAAAAAAUUGAAUUCAUCCCUGACGAGCCACAAAGAGGAGAUAAAGCGAAUGAACUCUGAAAAAUCAGUUCUUCAGACUGAUCUCGACGAUUCGAGGCAUAAAAUCAGUGAGCUCGAGACAUCUCUAGCUUCGGAAACGUCGAAAUCCUCAGAGAUCUCCAGGAGAUCCAAAGAAAGCCUGAAAACCCUCGAGGAAAAAAUAUCCAGAAUCGAGUCAGAGAAACGAAAACUGGAGGAAAACGUUGAAGAGACGACAGUUGCUCUCGAGGAGUCGGUCAAGAGCCUGAACGACAAGCGACUGACGAUAGAUUCACUGAAUGGCCUAGUGGACAGGCUGCAGGACCACCAGAGCACCCAGGAGAUGACCCUGAAGAACCUGGAGAUGAAACUUUGUGAAUUAACCGAAUUAAAAGAUGAAUUGCAGAGUCAAGUGGACGAGGAACGGAGGACUGUCCUCAGGAUGUCAUCCGAGAAGGAGAGUUUGCACCAGGAUCUGAUGGCUUGUGACAACGAGAAGAGGAAACUGACGGAUCAGUCGACGAGGCUGAAGGCAGACCUCGAGGAGAUGACUGAGAAGGCUGAGGAGCUCGAUAAGCAGAGGAAAACGAACGAGGAGAAGUACUUCAGGGCCUCAGAGAAGAUCCAACUGCUGCAGGCUGAGGGCGAGAGGCUGAAUUCCGAGACUGCCUCUGCCACUGCUGAGAUAUCGAGGCUGCAGGAGCUCCAGGAGAACCUGGAGAACCAGCUCACCCAGGAGCAGGAGAACUCCAUGAAACUGAUCACUGAAAAGGCGAGGGUAGAGCACGAGUUGACAAACAAGUCUCGUGAGAACUCUGAUUUGUCUCAGAGGAUUGGGGAGCUCGAUGCCCAGUUGAAUAAGACUCUUCAGGAGCUGCAGGACCUGGAGAACCUACACGGAGACCUCACUGGGAAUCAUCAGAGGAGUGUCGAGAGGGGGCAGAGGCUGGAGGGUGAGAUUUCGAGGGCUAAUAACGAGAUCAGGAGGUGCAGUCUCGAGAUCUCUGAGAUGAAGACUGUGAUUUGUCGUCUGGAGGGGCAGUUGGAGGAGGAGAGGUGCAGUGUGAAGACUCUUCUGCACGAAAAAUCGGAAUUGGAGAAUGAGUUGUCUUCGGCUGAAAGGGAGAGGAGGGAAUUGAUGGAGAAAGUCUCUCUGUUGCAGGAGAAUUUGAAGAAUUCAGAGAGGAAAAUCCAGGAAAUUCAGGGAGAAUCCGAAAAAUUGAAGACUCUGGUGGGGAAAAAAGAGGGGGAGAUUGAGUCUCAGCUGGACGAGAUCAAGGAGUUGAGGGGUGAAUUGGAGGGAGUGAUGGCUGAUCGAAGUUCCUUGGAGGUGAGUCUGAAAACUUUGGCUGAAAAAUCGGAGUCUGAGAUUUUGGGGCUGAAGGAGAUUCAGAAGACGUUGAGCGCUCAAUUGGAAGGGGCACGUGGAGAGAUUCAAGCUCUUGGCGACGAAAAAGCUGGAAUUAGUGCUGAAUUUUCAAUUGUUCGAGGGGAGAAGCAGCAGUUGAUGCAGGAUUUGGCUCUGAUUGAAGGGAAAUUGACGAGUGCUGAGGAAAAAAUCAAUCUUAUCGAGGGAAAAUACGGGGAGAGUGAGAGGAGAUACUCUGAAGCUGUUGAUAGAAUCAAAUUUAUGACUUCAGAAAUCGAGCAAUUGAACUUUGGAUUUAAUGCUGCUGUCUCAGAACGAGAGUCUCUAAGAGACGACCUGAAUCAUCUGUCUGAAGAGACAUCGUCACAAAUUUCAGAAUUACAGAAGGUUCAGGAGACUUUGGAGACUGAGUUGAAGACAACUCGAGAUGAAAAUCAAGUUCUUUCGGACGAGAAGUCAUCUUUGACUCAGAAAUUAUUGAUUUUGGGGGAAGAAAAGGGUCAUUUGAUUGAGGAUUUGAGGUCUAAUGAGCUGAAAUUGAGAGAAUGCAGUGAAAAAAUUACAGAACUCGAGAUUUAUUCUGAGGAAUUGCACCAGAAACACGAGGAAUGCAUCAAGAAAAUAGAUUCGAUGACUUCAGAAGUGAAAAACUUGACAUCAACACUGGAGAAGACUAUUUUAGAACGCGAUGACAUCCAGAAUAAUCUCGCAGACUUGAAGCAACAAAUGACAGAGCUGGAGGGCGAAUGGAGAUCAGAACGUGAUAUGAAUGGAGUUCUUUCUGACGAAAAAUCAUGCCUGACCGCGGAAUUGAAUAUUCUGCAAGAAGAGAAGAAGAAUUUGUUGGAGAAACUGGAUUUGAAUGGAGAAAAACUGACGGAACUGGAAAGGAAAAUCGAGGAACUGGAGAAUUAUUCCGAACAACUGCAACAGAAAUACGAAAAAUCGACUGAAAAAAUCGUCUUGAUGACUUCUGAAACGAACAAUUUAACUCUGGAGCUGCGUGAAACUAGUUCAGAACGGGAUUCACUGCAGGAUAACUUGGCGCUUCUUCAGAAGCAGAUUGAAGAAUUAAAUAAUCAAUUGGAGACAGAACGAGAGGCUAACGAGACUCUAAUCACUGAAAAAUCGGAUAUCAGUAUAAAAUUAUCGAGUUUAGAAGAACAAAAAGACGAUUUAGUUGGGAAAUUGGACUCUCGUGAGGGGGAAUUGACAGAACUCCAACGAAAGAAUAAAAAUCUUGAAGUUUAUUCUGAGGAACUGCAGCAGAAAUUGACUGAAGCCAUCCAGAGAAUUAAUUCAUUGAAUUCUGAAGUAGAAAAUUUGAAUUCCCAACUCCAGAAAAUGAUCCCAGACUUGACAAAUAAGAUGAGCGACUUGAGUAGUCAAUUGAUGGCGGAAAAAGACGCUAAUCAGGCUCUGAUUAACGAAAGAUCCUCUUUGAUCAGCGAAUUAUCGAGCCUGAAAGCAGAAAACAACAAUUUGUCCCUUAAUUUGGGCUCAAAAGACUCAGAACUGAGGAAUUCUGAUGAAAAAAUUAAAAAUCUGGAGAGUUUCUCUGCGGAAUUGCAACGAAAACACGAAGAAUCCACUGAGAAGAUCACGUCGAUGACUUCUGAGAUGGAAAAAUUAUCGUUGAAGUUGGAGAAGACAAUUUCAGAACGUGAUUCUGUGCAGAAUGACUUGAGUCAACAGAUCUCACACCUGAAGGGUCAAUUGGAAACAGCAAAAGACUCCAUUGAAUCUGAAAAAUUGUCCCUGAUGACUCAAUUAUCAAAACUAAAAGAGGAGAAUGACGAUUUGGUCAGGAAUUUGAGAUCAAAACUUGAAGCUCUCCAGAAUAAUCACGAGAAUUUACAGCAGAAAGAGCGAGAGUUGAUCGAAAAAAAUAUUUUACUAAACUCCGAAGUGGAAAAUCUGACUCAGCAGAUGGAAGAAGCCAUUUCAGAACGCAACUCCCUUCAAUCCAACUGGAAAGAUCUCCAGGAUAAACUGAAAGCCUCAGAGGCUGAAUUGGAAGGAGAACGAGAUCGUAAUGAGUGUCUUUCAGUUGAAAAAUCUUCCCUGAAGACAGAAAAUGAGAAUCUCCUCGAGGAUUUGACGUCUGCAAAGGAAAAACUGUCGGAAUCCCAGAAGAAAAUCGAAGAUCUUGGGAGUUGCUCUGAAGAACUCGAGCGAAGGGCGACAGAAUCAUCUGAGAAGAUCACCUCCCUGAGUUCAGAACUCGAUAAAUUGACGUUGCAACUGGAGGAGACGAUUUCUUCGCGUGAUUCAGCUCGAGAAGACCUCGCAGACACGACGAAACGACUGGAAACGACAGAAGCAGAGUCAAAAAAAUACGAAAAAGAACUCCAGGAGUCAAUAGCAACGGCCAGUCGCCUGGAGGAGCUCGUGAGUUCCUUGGAGAGGCGUCUUCAGGAGUCCCAGAGCUCCCACGAGACCCUAAAAAUCGAGCAGAAGCUGAAGGAAGAAGCUGUUCAAGUCCUUGAGUCGAAACUCGAAGCCUUGAGAAAAGAGAAGAUCGAGUCAGAUCUAAAGCUGAAGGAGAUAAUCCUGAAUCUCCAGGAGAUCCGUGCGAGUCAGGACGCCGUGAUGGAGACGCAAUCGAAGGCAUUAUCCCAGAAGAAUCAGGACCUUGAGACCCUCGAGCAGGUGCAUGUGACGUUGAAGCGAACUCUCGAGGAGAAAAUCAAUCUCCAAGGCACGAAGAACUCUGAAUUAACGAAGGAACUCGAGAUCCUUCAGCAAUCCCUGGAGCACUCUUCAAGGGAAAUUGAGGAACUCCAGGGUUACCUGAAGACCGAGAGGGAUGAAUUGAAGUGCCUGAAGGAGGAACUCCACAAAAACAAAGAGGAAAAGUCGAAAAUUCUGGAAAUAUCGAAACUGUUGGCAUUUAAAUUAUCGAAAUUAAUCAGUAUAAUCAGGAGUGAAUCAAUUGCUCCUGAAGACGAGGAAAAAUGGGACAUUGACCACUCGUUUGAGGAUCCAGACCUUCAGGAACUCGCGAAAACUCUGGAACCUCUCUUGAAGUCCAUGAAAUCUAGUGAAGAAACGCUUUUAACACUUCUUGAAGAGAAUAAAAAAUUGGUGGGAAGUCUCGAAGAAGAGAAACUAAAGUCAGAGACUGUCUUCAAGGAGCAGCAGAAGAACCUGAAGUUGGCAGAGGUGAUUUCUCACCUAGAGUCCUCCCAGAAUCGCCAACAGGAGUCAGUUUCCUCCCUGAUCUCCAGGAAACAACGUCUCCAGGGGCUUUUGGAUCAAGUGAUCACCUCGAGGGAUGAAAUGGAGAAGACUCUGUCCUCCCUCUGCACCUCCUGGAUGACAAUUUCCUUCGAGAAGCAGUCCCUUCUGUCCGAGAGUUCGUCAGCCUGCGACGAGGUGAAGCACCUCAACGCCCAGAGAUCAGAAAUCGAGGGGAUGAUGAGGAAAAUCAACGAACGUCACAACAGCAGCUUCCAACCGCUGAUGAGAGGAUUCUCUGGGGUUCUGUCGUGGUGUCAGCAUCAGCUGGAGAAUGGUUCCUCGCAUGUUGGACUAAAAACCGAUCCUGGAGCCAUCGAAACGAAAUUCUCCCAUGAAAUUUCGAAGAAAGAAGAUCCUGAAGACGUUGAAAUCGAGUUAUCGUCUUCUGAAUCUCUCCUUCAGUCAGAACUCCAGAAGAACGUGGAGAUAAAAGAUGAUUUGGCUCUUGUCCUCGGGAAAAUCGAGGAGUUCAAGACCUCGAUAAACUCCUACGAGUCGAAUUUGAAGUCCGGAGUUGUGAAGCGAGAGCCAACGGCUGAGGAGAAACUCCAGACUCAGGUGGAUCGUCUCAGCAAAGAGAAGAAGGAGAUGAAGGAGAAGUUGGACGCCAUGAGGGUUCGCAAUGCCAAGAUGGAGAAGAAUAUGGAUGACCUGAGGGGUGAGAACAAGAAGUUGAAGGCGGAGAUGUCGUCAGCGUCUGUAGCAGCUCCAGAUCCCUCCGAGCUCGAUAAACUUGUCUCUCUGAAUGAGGACUUGAGGAGGGAGAACGACGAGCUGAAGAGGCUGAAGGAGGAGCUUGAGAAACGCCCGACGGACGAGGAGUUUGAUGUGAAACUCAAGCAGGUUCAUGAUGAGUAUGGGAUGAAGCUGGAGAAGAUCAAGCAGAGGAUGAAGCUGGCGUACAACGAGCAGGCGACGAAGAUGCAGAUGGAGCAGGACAGGGUGAUCAGGGAGAAGACAGCUGUGCUGAAGGAGAAGAUGGAGGCUGUGAUGAGGGAGAGGAUGGAGGCCCAGUGCAGGAAGUACACUGUGGAUAUCAAUAAGUAUAAGGCGCAUGUGAAGGAGCUGUCGUCGCAGUACUGGGAUGUGGGGGAGAAGCUUCUGGCUGAGCAGCAGGAGAAGGAGACCGCGCACCAACGGCUCAAGGAGCUCCAGAGGAAGCACCAGAUUGCGAUUGCCGAGGCCAGUCAGCAGUUGAUAGCCUCGCAGAAUCCGAUGAGAUCAGCCAGCCUCGACAGGGGUUUCGAUCAUGACCGAAGUGACCUGGGGAUGAGAGCUGGCUUCAGAACGGUUCAGGUGAUCGAGGAGCAGACAACAACGAGGAGGCACAGUGUCAAGAGCAUCCAGGCCAUGGGGAACGUCUUCAAGGCUGAGGAUGAGGACGAGAUAUUCGAUAAUGUCUACCUGACUGAUCUCAAGGAGGGACAGUUCAGGGCUAUCGAACCUCAGACUGACUUCGACAGGCUGUCCGAGCUGAGGAUGAGGAACUCGUUGUGCAGGCCUCAUCUCAAGAGCUCGUAUGCUGUGGAGACACAUCUGCAUCCUGCAGCCCUCACUGAAGAGGACAUCAAGAGUGGGCCUCACGAGGAUCUGUUCAAUGAUAGUCUCAGUCAGAGCCUACUGCCGGGACAGAAGGCAAAAAAAAAGGACAGGACUCAGACGUCCUAUAAACGCCCUGGACCUCCUACACCGAGUAAAAAUGGUGGCAGACUCUCCCUCCAGGGAAAUGAGCUGAAAAGUCCAAAUUCGAGAAUUCUGAAGGAGAAAAACGUGGACAGGAGAACAACAGCAACACCAAAGAGGCUGAAAGACUUCUUUGGAACUUCUCUGUCGAGACGUCAGGACGAGAAUGCUCCGGGUACUCCGAAGGGUCGCAGACUCAGCAACAUUUUUCGCAAGCCGAAGACGGAGAGAAGCUGAUGAAAUUCCCUCAGAAUAAAUUAUGUAAAAUAGAAAGAUGAUUCGUGGCUUUCAUAUAAUUUUUAUUACAAAAAAAAUAAUAAUGUUAUUCUCAUUAAUAUGUAAAUUAGUUAAAUACUACCAGUAGUAACAAAUAAUAAUUUCAGAUACUGAUU
This is a messenger RNA of Diachasma alloeum, 8337 nucleotides long. RefSeq names its product COP1-interactive protein 1 (gene mud). The transcript is spliced from 7 exons. NCBI's taxonomy places the organism in Eukaryota, Metazoa, Arthropoda, Insecta, Hymenoptera, Braconidae. The coding region runs from base 155 to 8182 and encodes 2675 amino acids. The record is from RefSeq and is a predicted model, not a curated record.